Messenger RNA from Endocarpon pusillum Z07020, 1119 nucleotides. RefSeq lists its product as uncharacterized. The transcript has 5 exons. Bases 1 to 1119 code for a protein of 372 amino acids. Lineage: Eukaryota; Fungi; Ascomycota; Eurotiomycetes; Verrucariales; Verrucariaceae. The record is from RefSeq and is a predicted model, not a curated record.
AUGGAUCCUACUGUCCUUGCUGCAACCCCUGCUGGCACUCCUCCACCAGGAGUGGUGCCGGAUUUCGCCAAUGCUGAAAAGUACGGGAUGCAUUGGUGGAUAGUCGGCGUCGUUGUGGCAUCCAUGAUCGUGUCGACGGUAGUGGUGGCCUUGCGGUUGUUUGCAAGAACCUCACUAUUCUUGGAUGGGUACAUCCUCCCUGAGCUGCAGAACUUCUCAUACUGUGACGAAGUGUCCACCCAACUAACAAAACAUCAGAUCUUUACUAUGUGCUUCAUGGGUGGCAGCUUAGGGAUCGAUGACAAGCGUCGUGGCCGUCAUCAAUGGGAAAUGUCGCUUCAAGACUACUUACAGACCACGGAGCUCGAGAACAUCUCCUCAAUGCUGUACUGCAUCGGGAUCAUGUUCUCCAAGCUUGCCAUUCUCUUUCUCUUCAUGAAAGUCCUCGUACCUGUCCAUGAGGGCCUUAUCUACUGGGUCAAUAUGACUCUUAUCUGGACCAACGCAGCUUUCUACCUUGGUGGCCUGGGUGGCCUGAUCUGCCGAUGCAUUCCACGAGCGAAGAUCUCGCAACCAUGGCUGCCCGGACGGUGCACGAACGUAUACCUCGCGUUUCUGCUUAGCGGCUAUUGGAACGUGAUGUCGGACUUUUUCAUACUGGCGUUUCCGAUGUGGGCCAUCUGGAGACUGCGGAUGCCAUUGAAGCGCAAGUUCGGCGUUACCUUUGUAUUCGCCGUUGGGUUUUUUGCUCUUCUUUGCAGCAUCAUGCGUCUGCACGCCACUUCCCAGAUUCCCAACAACUCGGACCUUAUCUGGAUCAUCGGUAAAGUCGGGAUGUGGUCGAGUGCGGAAAUGUGUACUGUCCUCCUCUGCGGUUGCUUCCCUUUCCUUCCCAAGCUGGUUCGCUCUUCAGAAGACUCAGGCUUGGGCACAACGGCCAGACCAAGCGUAGAAAAUCUUAAUGGCUACAUUUGCAACAAAGCCUUCUCGAAGCCAUCAAUCGGCACCAUUUCGGAGGUAGAAUACACGACAAGCGGCGAAGUAGGGCACGUGUUACCACAGCUCAUGCCUACGUGGAAGUCACCCAACAAACGAGAUGAUAUAUAUUCGCCCGUGUGA